This is a messenger RNA of Limulus polyphemus (Atlantic horseshoe crab), 1407 nucleotides long. RefSeq names its product juvenile hormone acid O-methyltransferase-like. Bases 188 to 1249 code for a protein of 353 amino acids. The transcript is spliced from 6 exons. The record is from RefSeq and is a predicted model, not a curated record. Lineage: Eukaryota; Metazoa; Arthropoda; Merostomata; Xiphosura; Limulidae.
ACAACCGCCUAGCAACAGUAAAUUGACGGUGGCCAGGCAAAAGAGAAUUUGGCGUACAUAAAUUUUCUUAUAACUAUCAUACAAACUUGAUGUCACGAAGAAGCUGAUCCAUAAAUUAAUAAGUUAUGGAAUGAACCCGAAACCAGUCAAGUAUUAUUUGAAUAGAUCAAAAUGAGAAUAUGGGUGGAUGGAAUCAAGAUUAUCUCAUUAUGUCUCGAAGAUGAUCCGGUGUAACUGGAAUAUUUUCUUAGACUUUAGAUGUUGUUCAGGUGAAGUUACUAAAAACAUGCUUUUAUCACACUGUCGAAACUUGACUAAGAUUAUUGCCGUUGAUGUUCAACCAGCAUUUGUGGACUUCGCCAAGGAAACAUUCGGUCAUGAAAGAAUUGAAUAUAUGGGUCUGGAUAUAACAGAAAAAAUGAAUACAAAACCAGCCCAGUAUUGUUCGAAUAGACCAGGAAAUGUUUUAGAAUGUAUAGAUUCAAGACUAUCACAUUACGUCUCGAAAAUGACUGGGUCUAACUGGGAUGUUGUCUUAGACUUUGGAUGUGGCCCAGGCGACGUCACUAAAAACAUACUUUUAUCACACUGUCCAAACGUCACCAAGAUUAUUGCCGUUGAUGUUCAGUCAGCACUUGUGGACUUCGCCAAGGAGACAUUCGGUCAUGAAAGGAUUGAAUAUAUGGUUCUGGAUAUAACAGAAAAGACUCCUUCACAAUGGAGCAAAAUGUUUGACAAAGUCUUCGCUUUCCUUUCUUUUCAUUAUGUCAGAGAUGUUAGAAAAUUUCUGAAUAUACUUCAUGAUAUAUUAAAACCAGGGGGGUACUUUCUCUCUAUCGGUAUAGCUUCAGCUCCUGCGUUUUCUGUUUGGUUAGAAAUGUCAUUGAAGGAAGAGUGGAAACAGUACUUUAUCGGGAUAGAAAAAUACAUUCCGGUUACCCAUGUGUUAAAAGAUUAUUGUAAUGGAUUCAAGAAAUUAGCAAAGGAAUGUGGAUUUGUCCCCAUUGCUGUAACUUCAAGUUUGGAAUCUGUUAUUUUUGAUUCAGAAAAACAGUUUAUAGAUUUCCAUGAAUCAGUUUUACCCGAAGAAAUAGUUAAACAGAUACCAUUGGAAAAUUUCGACAAAUUCUUGGAUGACUAUAGGAAAGCUUUUCAAAAAUAUGAAGUAACUUACAAUACUGACGGAACAUUCGCCGUUCAGCAUACUGUUCUUGAAAUUUGUCUUCAAUUUGAAAAUACUACAAGUUGAAUUCUAUUAAGGUGUCUUACACGAUAUACUUUUAAAUUUUUAAUUAAUUAUCAGAUUAAAUGAAGUCUAAAUAUAGAUGUUAAAAGUUGUCAAUUAAUCUGUAACUUUUAGAAAGUUCUUUGUUAAUGAAAUGUAAUAAAGUUAUUUUUAAAACAGAA